AUGGAAGAGAUGUCUCCCCCUACCUCGAUUACAUUCAACUUAACAAAUCCCAUUUCCGAAAACACCCUCGGAAAUCAUGCGGAUUUCACUCGGGUCAAACUACUCACCGGAACAGCAAGCUUGUUAUCCAAGAAUUGUGAUAUCGCAAAUCAAGAAACAGACGCUGAUGAAAUCAUGUCAAUUGACGAUUCCAUCGAUGCAAAUUCAGCAAGUUUACCGAUUCCAAUUGCUGUCGCAAUCGAGGGAAUGGAAAAUGAUCAAGUAGUAGCGAAAGUAAUUAGCUUAGGAAAAGAAACAAUAGAAAUUGAGAAUGAAACCACUCUAACCCCAUCUCUAAUGGCGCUUGUUGAAAAGAAUCAAAGUAAAGGAUUCAAAAGUGUUUUUGAAUUGGAAUACAUUCCACUCUGGGGUUUCCAUUCCGUUUGUGGGAAAAGACCAGAAAUGGAAGAUUCCGUUGCGGUUGUUCCUCGUUUCAUGGAAAUUCCUAUCAAGAUGUUUGUCGGUGACCAUGUGAUCGAUGGCAUGAGUUCCAAUUUGACCGAUUUGACCUCCCAUUUCUUCGGGGUAUACGAUGGGCAUGGGGGCUCUCAGGUUGCCGAUUAUUGUCGUGACCGUAUACAUCUUGCUUUAGAGGAGGAACUAAAACUUGUUGCACAAGAAACCUUCAACGACACGUUACAGGUUCAAUGGGAGAAAGUGUUUACAAAUUGUUUCCAAAAGGUUGAUGAUGAAGUUGGCGGGAGAGUUAGCCGCAAAACCCCGGAAUCGGAAUCACUAAUUCCAGAACCAGUGGCACCGGAAACCGUUGGUUCAACCGCUGUGGUUGCCGUAAUUUGCUCUUCACAUAUUAUAAUUGCAAACUGUGGUGAUUCUAGAGCCGUUCUUUAUCGUGGGAAAGAAGCCAUUGCUUUAUCAAAUGAUCAUAAACCAAAUCGAGAAGAUGAAUAUGCAAGAAUUGAGGCGUCUGGUGGGAAAGUCAUACAAUGGAAUGGGCAUCGUGUUUUUGGUGUUCUUGCAAUGUCGAGAUCUAUUGGUGAUGGGUAUUUGAAACCAUGGAUAAUACCCGAACCAGAAGUCACAUUUACAGCACGUGCUAGACAAGAUGAGUGUCUUGUUUUAGCUAGUGAUGGUUUAUGGGAUGUGAUGUCUAAUGAAGAAGUAUGUGAAAUUGCUAGAAAACGCAUUCUUAUUUGGCAUAAAAAGAAUGGUGGGACCACAACCGAUAGGGGAACGGGUAUGGGUGUGGGACCCGAUCCUGCAGCACAAGCAGCAGCCGAUUAUCUAGUAAUGCUUGCUCUCCAAAAAGGAACCAAAGAUAACAUAUCUGUCAUUGUUGUUGACUUGAAAACUCAAAGAAAGUUCAAGACAAAAUCUUAAGUGUUUCACUUGUCUGGUUUAUUGACCCUAGAAUGUAUUAUUAAAACGAUUCUUAAACAACAGAACCAGAUUACUAUUUUAAGAGUAAAUUACAGAAAUGGUCCCUGUGUUUGUUAACAUAAUUUCGCUCCCCAAUUCCAACUUUUUUGUUCU
Messenger RNA from Lactuca saligna, 1530 nucleotides. The record is from the annotation of a GenBank genome assembly. Lineage: Eukaryota; Viridiplantae; Streptophyta; Magnoliopsida; Asterales; Asteraceae.